This is a messenger RNA of Caenorhabditis angaria, 356 nucleotides long. The record is from the annotation of a GenBank genome assembly. Lineage: Eukaryota; Metazoa; Nematoda; Chromadorea; Rhabditida; Rhabditidae.
AUGCUUCACGCCUGGAGCGCUGGGAAUACAUGGUUUUGGUACAGGGGUGAUAAUAUCUCAAUAGUGCGAUUUUUUCGCAAGAGGUGAGUUUAUUUGUUUUUUUUUAAAUAAAAGCCGGCGGGCACACUUGAAAUUAAUUUAACUUUUAAUUUCGAAAUUUAAUUUUUGAAAAAAAAAAUUCCUGCCACGUCAUAACUCGCUAAUGUUUCAGAUUCAAUAAAAUUCGCUUCAUCGACAGUUACAACUUUUUCGAAAAUCAACAACUUAUCCGAUCUUACUGUAUCUGCACUACAGUAUUCUUCCACUUAAUUUUCUUGUGCAUUUUUAAUAAUAUUUGUAAUUUUCAAAUUGAUUAA